Messenger RNA from Saprolegnia parasitica CBS 223.65, 1756 nucleotides. RefSeq lists its product as hypothetical. The record is from RefSeq and is a predicted model, not a curated record. The transcript has 4 exons. Bases 1 to 1725 code for a protein of 574 amino acids. NCBI's taxonomy places the organism in Eukaryota, Oomycota, Saprolegniomycetes, Saprolegniales, Saprolegniaceae.
AUGCGAAAGGCCAACAAAGCGACGACUGGGAAAGGGUCUGCGACUGCCGCCCGGAAGCAGUGGUUUGACGAUGCGACGCUUGCGCUCGUGACCAACGCCCAAGAACGGGCGGCCAAGGCGCGCGGAAAGGGCGGCAAGGACUCGGCCCGAGAGGCCCGCGAGCGCUCGUCGCAGCUCUCGACGAGCGCCGACACGGUCGGUGUCUCGUUUGCCGGCGCUGCAUUCCAAGCCGACUACUUCUCAUCCAAGUUUGCCAAGCGUGGGUUGCUCGUGUACGCGAUCCUGCAAGAUUUGCUGGCGAAAAACCGGUCGCUAAUUCCAGUGUCGUUGGAGACUGUGACGGUCGCGUCGUUUGGCGGCGGCCCUGGCACCGACGCUGCCGGCAUCGUUUGGAUCCAGCGCGAGUUCCUUGCAUCGUCGCGCAUCCAGUGCACGCUCUUCGACUACGAGACGUCAUGGAAGCGAUACGUCAAGACGCUCGAUGAGCUCUUCGGCGACUCCGUCGACGUCUGCUUCCGGCCCUGCGACGUGACCCAAGGCCUCAAUACUGACAGCAAUCGCCACGUGUGUGAAGUUGAAGCCAUGGACGUCCUCCUCUUCUGCUACGUCUGCCACGAAACGUCGGCGCGCCAGAACAAUGUCUUGCAGUUCUACGCCGAUCUCGCGGUGCAGGCCAAGGCCGGCGCCAUCGUCAUCCUCGCGGACGUCAAGACCACGUCCAAGCAGUGCCUCGAGCGCGUGGCCGAGGCCAUGGCCUCUUCUCGGCACGUGACGCGCCUCGCGCUCGCCAAGCCUCCCAACGCAGAAGCCAUCGUGCUUCGCAUGGACACCAAAAAGUGCAUUUUCCCUUUGUCGGUCAUGGCGCACCUCGACACGAAUCCGCAGGUGAGCGUGCACUCGAUCGCCGGCGUCGCGUCGUGCUGCUACGUCGAGAGCAUGGACGUUGCCUUCGACAUGGGAAUCGUCUUUGGCAAGGCCGUCGGGCGCAAGCACGUCUUCAUCACGCAUGGUCACAUUGACCACAUCAAGGCGCUACCCGGCCACGCCGGCGAGCGGUCGCUCUCGAAAGCGGCGCCUGCCACGUACUAUGUGCCCGCGCCGCUCGUGGAGCAUGUCAAGCAGAUCUUAGCGACCUUUGAGAUCAUGCAAGAGAGUCCGCUGCCGGCGACGAUCGUCGCGGUCGAGGCCGGCAUGAGUUUCCGCAUCUCGCAUACGGUUCUUGUGAAGGCCUUUCCCACGGUCCACCGCGUGCCAAGCUUUGGCUAUGUGGCGUACGCUGUUACAAAGCGCUUGAGCGACGAGUACAAGGACCUUCCGCGCGAUGAGCUCAUCGCGCUGCGCAAGGCCAAGGUGCCCAUCGAGAUCGAGACGUUGACGCCGACAGUCGCGUACACGGGCGAUACGCAAGUGAGCUUUUUCGAUCCGAACAACGAGGCCAACUGCGGCGACUUUCUCAAGGCCAACGUCCUCGUCACCGAGUGCACAUACAUUGGUGACGCAAUCCCACCCGCGACCGCGGCGGAGCGGGGCCACAUGCAUCUGUUGCAGCUCUCGGCGAUGCAAGAUCGCUUCCAAAACCAAACGCUUAUUCUGACGCACUGCUCGCCCCGGUAUAGCGCAAAGGCGCUCGCGGAGGCGGUCCGGCUGCAGUGGGCCGCCGUCGCUGGCGCCAACCAACAAGUGUGGCUCGCGCAUGGUGCCGAGAGUGCCCUCGUACGAGGUUAAAUUUAAAUGCAUCUACGGUUGCAAGAGCGCA